AUGCUGGGCUUGAUCUCGCUGACCAGCAGCGGUGCGCUGCUUGCGGACCCCGUGGCUUUGCCCUCCUGCCGUGGGGCAACGCGCUCGCCCCCGUCGCUCGUGCUGCUCGCUGCGCCCGCGCCCAACCGGCGCGAUGCGCUCGCUGGCGCGGCCCUCGCGGGCGCUUCGCUCGCGGCGACGCCAACUAGUGCGCAGGCCGCAGCCAAGGCGCCCACGUGGGCGCCGGUUCAGCUUCCGCUCGCAACCGAGGCGCCCAUUCUCUUCGACAUCGAGUUCGACGAGGCCAACCCGAAGAACGGCUUCAUCGUGGGCAACAAGGGCACCUUCCUGCAGACCACGGAUGGCGGCAGCUCCUGGCAGGCCAAGUCGUUCGCCAACCUGGACCCGGACGAGGAGAUCAACUACCGCUUCACAAAGAUGAGCUUCCGUGACGGCGAGGGCUGGAUCAUCGGCAAGCCCGCCAUCCUGCUGCACACCCGCGACUCGGGCGCCUCGUGGGAGCGCGUGCCGCUCUCGCCAAAGCUGCCCGGCGACCCGUACAACGUGGUGGCGCUCGGGCCGGGCAAGGCGGAGAUGUCCACCUCGGCAGGCGCCAUCUACACCACCGACAACUCUGGCCGCAACUGGAAGGCCCAGGUGCGCGAGACGAUUGACGCGACGCUCAACCGGGUCUCUUCGUCGGGCGUGCAGGGCGCCUCGUACUUCUCGGGGAGCAUCAACGACAUCCAACGCGACGCGGACGGCUCGUACCUGGCGGUCUCGUCGCGCGGCAACUUCUACCUCACCUACCGGCCCGGCGACGAGUUUUGGAUCCCUCACAACCGCGGGUUCGUCAAGUCGCGCCUCGCCGACGGGCUCUGGAUGUCGACGGCGGGCGGAGAGAUCUCAAAGACGACGUCGGGCCAGCCGGUGGACACGCAGCUGAUCGACAUCCCCUUCGACCGCUGCCAGAUCAAGUCGGGCGGCUACGGCAUCCUCGACGUCCUCUUCCUCAAGGACUCCAACAAGGCGUGGGCGGUCGGAGGAGGCGGGACCAUCUUUGGCUCCACCGACGGAGGCAGGUCCUGGCAGAAGGACAAGUCGGCGGACGACUUGCCAACCAACCUGUACAAGAUCAAGUCCUUCUCCAACGGGCGCGUCUACAUCCUCGGCUCAAACGGCGCGCUCUCCCCUCGCCGCGCGCUCGGGCCGCAGACCUGCACGCGGCUGAGCACUGCCCGCCGCCGCAGGCGUCCUCCUCUCGAACACGGCCUAGGCACGCCAGCCCCCUCCUCCUCUCUUGGCGGCUCCGGCAGCGCCCUCACCGCUUGGGCCUGCUCAGCAUCGUAA
Emiliania huxleyi CCMP1516 is the source of this 1329-nucleotide messenger RNA. RefSeq lists its product as hypothetical. The coding region runs from base 1 to 1329 and encodes 442 amino acids. The record is from RefSeq and is a predicted model, not a curated record. The transcript has 3 exons. Gene Ontology annotation, molecular function: protein binding. NCBI's taxonomy places the organism in Eukaryota, Haptophyta, Isochrysidales, Noelaerhabdaceae.